Hemicordylus capensis (graceful crag lizard) is the source of this 10164-nucleotide messenger RNA. RefSeq names its product upstream binding transcription factor (gene UBTF). The transcript is spliced from 21 exons. The record is from RefSeq and is a predicted model, not a curated record. Lineage: Eukaryota; Metazoa; Chordata; Lepidosauria; Squamata; Cordylidae. The coding region runs from base 454 to 2739 and encodes 761 amino acids.
AGAUCAAAGAGGCCAAGAAAGAACGAAGCCCCGAAAGAAAAAAAAAUCCCCGGGAAAAAAAACUUUUGCAAUCCCGUUUAGGGAGCAGAUGGAAAAGUGGGGACUUGUGAAGAAGGGCUGUGAGGUUGCCUAAGGAUCCGGGAGCCGAAAAGAGACCGGCUGAUUGGAAGAAAAAAGCAGAGAGAUGGAGGCGGGGGAAGUGCGAGCUCUCUGCGGGGACUGGAGCGAGUCCACGCCCGGGGCCAGCGCUGCAGAGCUGGCGUGCAUUCAACCAACGCUUCCCAGCUAAAGCAAGCCCAGGGAAGAAGAGGGGGGAAAAAGGGGAGCUUUUCUCCAAAGCCUUCUGAUCUGCAGGGUGAAAAUUGACUGAUUGACGCCACCGUGAGGGGGGGAGAGAGAGAGCUGGAAGGGGGAGACCCAGGAGGUGUCACCCUAGGGUCCGAGAGGUGGAGGAUGAACGGAGAAGCGGAUAGUCCAGCUGACUUAGAAAUGACAGCCCCCAAAAAUCAAGAUCGUUGGACCCAAGAAGACAUGCUGAUCCUGUUGGAGUGCAUGAAGAACAACCUGCCUUCCAAUGAUGGCAGCAAGUUCAAAACCACUGAAUCCCACCUGGACUGGGAAAAAGUUGCCUUCAAGGACUUCUCUGGUGAGAUGUGCAAGAUGAAAUGGAUUGAGAUCUCCAAUGAGGUGAGGAAGUUCCGAACUCUGACUGAAUUGAUUAUGGAUGCUGAGGAGCAUGUGAAAAACCCCUACAAGGGCAAAAAGCUGAAGAAGCAUCCUGAAUUCCCCAAGAAACCUUUGACCCCAUACUUCCGUUUCUUCAUGGAGAAGCGAGCAAAAUAUGCCAAGCUGCACCCAGAAAUGAGCAACCUGGAUCUCACCAAGAUACUGUCAAAAAAGUAUAAGGAGCUCCCUGAAAAGAAAAAGAUGAAGUAUAUCCAAGACUUUCAGCGAGAAAAACAAGAAUUUGAGCGAAAUUUGGCAAGAUUUAGGGAAGACCACCCAGACCUCAUUCAGAGUGCCAAGAAAUCCGAUAUUCCUGAGAAACCCAAGACUCCACAACAACUCUGGUACACCCACGAGAAGAAGAUCUACCUGAAAGUGCGUCCUGAUGCCACCACGAAGGAGGUGAAGGAGGCGUUGGGCAAGCAAUGGUCUCAGCUCUCGGACAAAAAAAGGCUGAAAUGGAUUCAUAAGGCUCUGGAGCAACGGAAGGAGUAUGAGGAAAUGAUGCGCGAUUAUAUCCAGAAGCAUCCAGAGAUGAACAUUGAAGAAGGUGCUCCUCCUCGUUCCACACUAACUAAAGCAGAACGGCAGUUGAAGGACAAGUUCGAUGGGCGACCCACCAAGCCGCCUCCGAAUAGUUACUCUCUCUACUGUGCUGAGCUGAUGGCAAACAUGAAAGAUGUUCCAAGCACAGAACGGAUGGUGCUCUGCAGUCAGCAGUGGAAGCUCCUCUCUCAGAAGGAAAAAGAUGCCUACCACAAAAAGUGUGAUCAGAGAAAGAAAGAUUAUGAAAUUGAACUCCUACGUUUCCUGGAGAGCCUACCUGAGGAAGAACAGCAGAGGGUUUUGGGAGAGGAGAAGAUGCUGGGAACAAACAAGAAAGGUGCCACCAGCCCUGCCUCUAAGAAGUCCCCGCCAGAUGCUAGCAAGGGAGGUUCUGAGAAACCCAAACGGCCCGUUUCUGCUAUGUUUAUCUUCUCGGAGGAGAAACGCAAGCAGCUGCAGGAGGAGCGACCCGAACUGUCGGAGAGUGAACUGACCCGGCUGCUGGCACGGAUGUGGAAUGAUCUUUCAGAGAAAAAAAAGGCCAAGUACAAAGCUCGUGAGGCUGCCAUGAAAGCUCAGACUGAGAAGAAGCAUGGUUCUGACAAGGAGGAUCGCGGUAAACUUCCCGAGUCACCCAAAACAGCCGAGGAGAUUUGGCAGCAAAGUGUCAUUGGAGAUUACCUUGCUCGCUUUAAGAAUGACCGGGGGAAAGCACUAAAAGCCAUGGAAGCCACCUGGAAUAACAUGGAGAAGAAGGAGAAACUGAUGUGGAUCAAGAAAGCAGCAGAGGAUCAGAAACGAUAUGAGCGAGAAUUGAGUGAGAUGAGGGCACCACCCUGUUCAACAAAUGCCUCCAAGAAGAUGAAAUUCCAGGGUGAGCCAAAGAAACCCCCCAUGAACGGCUAUCAAAAGUUCUCUCAGGAGCUGCUUUCAAAUGGUGAGCUCAACCAUCUUCCUCUGAAAGAACGUAUGGUAGAGAUUGGGAGCCGCUGGCAACGCAUCUCUCAAAACCAAAAGGACCAGUACAAGAAACUGGCUGAAGACCAGCAAAAGCAAUACAAGGUGCACCUGGAUAUGUGGCUCAAGAGUUUGUCACCACAAGAAAGAGCUGUGUACAAAGAGCAUACCUCCAAUAAACGCAAGAAUAUGGGGAAGAUGCGGGGCCCAAACCCUAAGAUUAAACCUUCAAUACAGUCCAAAUCAGAAUCAGAGGAUGACGAUGAUGAUGACGACGACGACGAUGACGACGAAGAGGAGGACGAUGAAGAUGAUGACAAUGGUGACUCCUCUGAGGAAGGAGGGGAUUCCUCAGAUUCGAGCAGUGAAGAGGAGAGUGAAGAUGGAGAUGAGAAUGAAGACGAUGAUGAUGAAGAAGAUGACGACGACGACGAUGACGACAAUGAAUCAGAGGGCAGUAGCAGUUCCUCAUCCUCCUCAGGAGACUCUUCAGAUUCGGACUCCAACUGAACCGUUCCCUUCCUCUGGCCGCCUUUCUUGCUGUACUCUAUUCGGUUUUGUUUCUCCGGAUAACAGUAACAUCCCUGGCUGGAGAGCUAGGAUGGGGAGAAAGGGGGAAGAAAGAAAUCACUGUGCUUUAAUUAUCUUCCUCUCCUCACAUGCAGCACAUAACACAUUUCACUGUGUGUGACUGCGUGUGAGAGGAGCAGGAGGGUAGAAAACAGCUGACAACCAGCGGAGGGUUUUUUUGUUUGUUUGUUUUUGUGGUGGUGGUGUGGGGAGAUAACUUUACUCGGUCUUUUUUGUUUUUUAAUUCCCCUACGUCUCUUUGGGGGAGUGUUUCCCCUUUGGGGUAGGUGGGCAGGGGUCAUUGUAAAAUCCAGACCGCUUAUAUUUUUUCCCCCUCGCAUAUCUCACCCCACCCCCACUUCUAGCCACCAGCUUGGGACUUUGUACAAAUUCUGUUUUUUAAAAUACAAAACAAACAACAUGGCAGUGAGAUACUUCUCCCCACCUUUCCCCCGCCCUUUUUUUUUUUUUUUUUUUGGUGGCAAACAGCCAAGGAGAGAUGGGUUCCAGAGAACAUGAACCAUGGAAGGUUCUGGACUUUGUCAGCGAAACCCACCUCUCCUCAAAGCGGACAAUCUUGUACAGUCUUGAAAUUUCACACCUUGACUAAAGAGAGAGAGAACAAAAUGGCCGCAGCUGCACUUAGCUAUUUCCUGUGAUGAACUGGAUAUCCAGCGUUUCCUGCUGAAGGAAAUGGGGGUGGGUGGGUGGGUAUAUUUUGUGUGAGUGCGUGGCAAAGGUCAGAGGAUAGAAGAGGAACUGAAGAACAGAGGAAUUUCUUUGCAAAGGGAUAUUGUCUGGCACGCUGUUAGAAGAGGAGAGAAUUUCAAGAGCUCCAAGGUGACUGACUUUCUUUUGCAGGAGGUGGACUUUUUCUGUCAUUUUUCUGACCAGCAUUUGGGCAAAGACAGUAGUGGCCAGACCCCUUUGGGUUGUUGUUGUUGUUAAUAUAUAUAUUUUUUUUUACAAUGAAGUGACCAAUAAUUGUACCAAAAUGGGGCAUUUUGUUGACUGUCUUUGGAAGGGGAGGUUGGUUGCAAGGGAGGGUUGGCGGGGUGGGUGGGUGCGGGGAUAAUCUGUGUCAUUAGCAUUUUUUUAAAAACAAAAUUUUAUAAACCAAGUAAGAACCAUCUUUUUUUAAAAAAAACAACCAAAUUAUCCCAUCUUUGACAACAUAGAAUACUUUGUAUAUCUCUUAUCCUCAUACAGACAAGUAGUCUAGGAGCUUGGAGGAGGGUGUGGUGAGUGUGAAAGAGACCUUCAUGUUUUCCCCAGCAUGCACAGGUUUCACUCAGUCUGUACAUGUUCGUUCAACUUUGGGCAGGAGCAUGGUGCCAAGGAGGCAGUUUCCAGAGUGCACGAGAUGUACUUUUUCUGCACACAUAAAAAAAAGCAAAUUCAAUGUUACCUUUUGCAUUUGCCCUGUAAAUGAUGCCAGAACUAGACACUGCAGAGGUCAUGUGGCUGUUGCAAAAAACAGCAGCCCUUCAGCUCCUCCUCUCAUAAUUGUACAAAAAUAACAUUGCUGCAAGUUUGCCUGCCCUCCACAAAAGGAGCAACCAGUGAAGUGCAGCAGGGGCAAGGAAAUGUGCAAUGUGGCCAUGUCAAUUAUACAAGAGAAGGAGGGUAUAUAGGGCUCCUGUUUUCAGUGGUAGCCGCAUGUGCUGUAAUACUACAUUCUGGUCUAAAAAGCUAGAUCCUUAAACAAUGCAGAUGAAAUUGGCUUAGGUGGUUAUCUCCAAAAAUUGGGACCAGUGUUCUUGCUCCCUAACAUCUAACUGGACAGAUGAAAAUUUUAGACAUUUUUUACUUCUAGUUGCAGCUGCUAAUACUCUUUUCCCCAUCUUAGUUCAUAGCCCUUUUUCUUUAAAGUUUGACAUGCACAACAGUUGUUUAUUUCUGUGUAGCCUUCAACCUUUAUCUUGGCAUUUUUUGGAAGACUGGCUGUUGCCAUAUGAUCAGUAUCCAUGCUUUAAGGCUGUGACUAUAGCCCAAAUCUAGCCUACAAAGGAUCACAAGCUGGCUUGCCAUACCCUUUCUCCUUUCCCCCCUUCCUCUCCUUCUGUCUCCCCCUCCUUUAGGACAGGGGAAGGUAGAAACUGAACAUACAACCUGCAUUUUGAUGUUUGCUGGGAGCGCGUGAUUUUCUUGAAGCCCUAUGCGGGGGGGAAGUGUGUUGUGUUUGCUAGGAAAUAAUGUCUUCUCUGCUUCUCUCUUGUCCGGAUGCUGUUGCAGACUCAGGGAAAAUUAUUUCAUUUCUAAAAAUGAAGUGCCAAGGGCAUAAGCCUCCCUGGAAGCUAUGCCCUCUUAUUUUGUCAGCCUUACAGCUUAGUAUCAGAUGUGUAGAAUUUGGCUGUGAUUAUUAAAAGGCAAGGAGUUCUGUAGGUGUUAGAGGCCUUCUGAACUCUGACUCUGUAAGCCCUAAAGGGGAAGUAGAAGGAGAAAAGAGUUCUGAAUGUGGGGCGCAAGUGUGUGCAAACGGAAGAUGGGGGGUAGGGUGGAAUUACACUGGGAGAAGUAGGUAGAAAACCUGAAAGGAUUUAAUCUGCAUCCCUAAUGUCUGUACAUUUUAAUAGUCCCCCUCAAAAAACAUUCCCUUAUAUGGUUGCUGACUUCUGCCUUAAAGUAUUCCACUAUUUCCAUACAUUCAUACGAUUAGUGGAGCAGAAUGCAACACUUUCAGAACCUAGCUAGCUAACUGCUAGGUUUCUAGUCCUCAGCAAUGUAAAGACAGGCCCAAAAGUGAAAUCUUGGAAGCUCAGAGAGGCGUGAAAGAGGGUUGAAUGGGAUCUCCAGUUAGGGUGGGACUUAAGCGCUCUGAAUCGUGCAGACUUGCAGGAUUCUGUGUAAUUUUGUUCAUGUAGCAAAGGAUACACUUAGUAAUGUCUUAAUGCUUCCAAUUAGAAGUUUAAACAUUCCAUUUCUGGGCUGCAAUUGUGAAGGAAUAGCAUAUGACAAAGAUGUAGAAAGACAAAUCCAGCAAAGGAAAGGGUAGCUUUGACUUCUUAGAUUUCUUUCUCUAGUCCCUGCUGUUCUAACCCUAUGAUGGUUUUUUGGGAGGAAAGGUGUCUUAUUCACCAGAAAUCAGUCACUACAAGAGUAAAAAGCUGGAAAUUUCAAAAGUAAAUAAUACUAUCACAGAGACAGAUGAGCAUUUGUAGAAACCACUGUAGUUCAGUCAAUAGUUACAACUUGCUUCAAUUUUCAUCCCAUUAAUCUGUAAUUAAUAGAUAAGCAUCUUCAACUCUAGAGAAAGAAGGGGGGGGACCUUGUCUGUACCUAUCAAAACAACAUUUUUCUACUGGUAAUUUGUUUAGCUGCAACAACAACAAAUUCUUGAUGUGGUUUUAUUUUUUGCUCUUUUCCUGAAGCCUGGCUGCAAUAUUGAUGAGUAACUCAGAGUGCAUGGCAGCCAUGUUCAUAGAACAGCAAUACGCAAUUGGUUUAAAUAGGGCAUUUAAAUGCUCUUUCUUUGCCAAACAUCAGCCCCAAGCAGUCCAACAGUAAUGUUCUCUUGAAAAAUGGAUUUUUCGAGUUUAAUUAACUCCUUGAACUCUGCUCUUUCACUUGUCACUUUCAAAAUCUCAGCUAGAGUGGAAGUAAGAUAAUCAAGACCAGGGCUAGAAUAGAACAGUAUUUGAAAGUUGCAAGAUAGAUGGAUAAUGGAUUUGGAAGACCCUUUGUGGAGCCUCCAUAUGAGAAGGAGCUUUGUGUGCUCUGCACUUAAAGUCCCAGUCUUAACAACAAAAAAGGAAACUUGAGAUCCUCUGGAAGCUAAAUCCUCCCUUAUACCAACUUAUCCAUUUGCACGAAGUGCAUGCAACCUGGCAUAUAACAUUCCUCUUCUCCAUUUAGGUUCGGUUUGCUCUUCACUACCAGUUCUCUUUGUCUCUUGCAACUUCAUGUCAUGCCAAUAUUUAUUUCUUACCCUCAAGCAUCGUAGCUCCAACAUUGCCUUUUCAAAAAUGCACUGCAUCACCAUCCCACCCAUGGAAGAGGUUAAUGUAUGUACAGAUCAACAUUUCAAAAAGUAGCCUGGAAAAAAAUGAAAGUCUCCCAUUCAAGCCAGAGACUUCAGCAGGAUCUCUCCUCUGCAUUAUGUUAAAAAGAAAUAGUUUAAAACUCUCUAGGUUCUUUCCUAGUUGUUUUUUAAGUCACCUUAAUUAGCAAACUAACCCUGUUGGGUUUAUCUAGGAAGUUUAUCUGAUUUCAGGGGAAAUGGGAAAUACAAAAAUCCCAUCAGGAUUCUGGAAUUGUAAUACUCCGAUUUCAUUGAAAUCUGUGUGACUUAAUGUGGUCUGUUUGGUAGUAUUGACCAUUCAGAACAAUCUGCACCAAAUCUCUUGUCCCUGUUCUAUUGAACACUUGGCCACAGUUGUCCCAGCUAAUCUGUCCUGUGGUGUUCAUGCUUCAGGCAAGAGACCAAGCAGGCAAGCUCUCUGAGGUGUAAGCCACAGGUGUGGAUAAGACAUAUGGUGCUGUUGACACUCAUGUUCAAGGCUAAAAUGCACAAGCAAUGUGUAGCAUGUCAGGCGCAUUCCAAAAUUUUGCAGAAAGGGAACUAGAAAUGCAGCAUUCCUGCAAUAGCAGAAACAAAGCCAUUGCAGUGGCUCACCAUUGAGGGGCAAUUCCAUGUACAGUUGGCUGGUCCCGUGUUCAUGUAUGUGAAAGAAUUGCACUGUGGGAAUAGAUGUUGCAGUUAGUUCUGUUCUGGGUAACCCCCCCCCCCCAAAAAAAAAGAAACACCCACAAAACGGCACUGGGGGAGGAAAAGUUCACUGCUUGCUCACUGGAGUGAAAAACUAUUGCAGUGCAACAAUGUUCAUGACAAAAGACGUUGUUCUUGUAUGUGAAGAGGAGCACCAUGUCCCAUGAAUGAAAAAAUGGCACAAGAGCAUCUAUGUGGAUAGAUGCCAUUAUGUGGAAGUAUGUAUUUGUGUGUGCAAAGACUGAAUGGAAGUAGUUCCAGACAAUUUAGGAGUUGUCUAUUUAUGCACCAGUUUUCCAACACAUUGUGAUCUGAUUUGCUUUGGCUUGAUCGGUGGGGUGCUUGUACAUGUGUGCCCUGCGUUUUGAGAAGGGGAUCAAGUUCAAUCGCCUUUUGCUUUUCCAGCUCAGUGAUUUGUAAAAUACCAGUAAUGCAUGCAAACAGGAAACUCUUAAAUAACCCAGAACAUUUUGAGCUUCAGGGGGAAAAACUUGAUUAUAGGUACAUAUGAAACAAACUCAUGUACAGUACACAUAAAAAUAGGUAUUUAUGCACUCUUGAGUCAUACUUUUUUUACAAAAUUGUUUUUAUGGAUUAAUUAAUAUACAUGUAAAACAUCCAGAAAUCACAUAAACUUGGGAAGCUUCAUUAAAAUAGACGUAUAAAACUAAAGCAAGUAAAUUAAAAGGAUAACAUCAAACAAUUAGAAUAAAACGAAUACAUAGAAAAGAUUUAUUAGUAGGCAAGACAAUGCAAAUACUAGUAAGCAUUUAAAAUGCAUAAAAUAGAUUUUUUAAUGUGAUCAUCAAAGCUUAAAAUGGGUUAUUUGAUACAUCCUUGUUUGACAGCAAGUUCAGUAAUAGUUGCAAUGUAUACAUGAAAAGCAUUUGCCGUGACUAUGCAGGGUUCCACAUGGCCUGACAUCUCCUCUAAAGGGGUCUUCACCCUUGUCAUGCAGCAUUCAUAUGCCGGUGAUCUAUGGACAUGCAAAUUGCACACAAAGUGGCUAGCACAUAGGUUAAAAGCCCUUUAAACAAGAUGUUGAGCCACAUCAAACCCUAUAUGGGUAAGUGCAGCCUGGGUCUUGUAUAAAUUAAUGCGUAUUCUUCUUAACCUAUGUAUUUUGAGCAUUACUCCUUGGUAAUAACUCCUUUGGAGCCAGUGGGUGUUCUUCAAAACCAGAAGUUGUUAUGCUUAUUAUAAGUGUACAUCAGCCAGAGCGAGAACCCUGAUAGUUUCUUUUCCUGUGAAGAAAUUUGGUUAUGCCAAGGUGUAUAACUUUCAGGUUAUUCCCCACGUUGUCUUCUUCCUGCCCUCUACUCACAGUGCUGGUUUCCCUAUUACAUGAGCUACAUGGUGCCCACCAAGAAAUGCUUCAACACAGUGAGAGGACAUACAGAACUUUGCAGGGGGAGUCCAUUGGUAAGUAUCUAAACCCCACCUCCAUGGAGUUGUUUCCCAACAGCCUCCAUGUAACUUGACAUGUACUGCCCACAGAGAAAAGUUUAACCUGCUUUGGGAUUCCUUUUUAUAUAAUUUUCAAAUCUUUUCCAAUUAUUUGGUUCUGUUGGAAAAGGAAACAAAAAUACUGUAAUCUUUUAAGGUAAUAGGCAGAACUUUGCCAGAUGUGGGGUUGAUGUACAGAAUUUUGAGGAGCAAGUGCUGUUCCAAGCUCAAAAGAAUGCAUAGGCCUCUCUGGAAGUUGAUUAUAAAAUACGGAAUGAAGACACUCAUCCUGAUUCAGCAAAGAUGACCAUAUGCAGAAACAGAUGAUGCAAAAUACUAGUGGGGGAAGAAAGCCUGUAUACAGCAAUCUGAUAAGGCAUGCCAGAUAAGCACUUCUUGUCUUGCAUAUUCAUGUCCAUGUGCAGCAGGCCUGUAUUAUUGAGCCAUAGGUGUACAGUGUGCACUGCCUCUUGUGAAUACUACCUUCUUGAAAUCUGAUUAACCUUUCAGCCACAGCUACAUCCAAUUGGAUUUUCCCCCAUUAACUUUUAUUUUCAUUGUCAUCUGUGAGUUUUGAUAUAAUUACCCAAUUACACAUCUCAUCAACCCAACCCUCUGUCUUAUAUUGACCUCUCUGAUGCUCCUAGGUUCUGAUCCCGCAAUCAAUCUUCCCUCUUCCAUUCCACCUUCUGAAAUGAGACACCUGGUUUGAUUUUGCUGAAUGUACCAGCUCUGUUGAACUUUAGUAGAUGUGGUUUUUUAAGUAAAAAAUAAUUUAAAAGAAAAAUCUUGUUCUUUACAAUUCUUACAGUACUGAUGUCUUUUUUUUUUAAAGAAAGAAAAGUGUUAUAGGGUGGGGAACAGUUUGUACUGUAAGAAAGUGGAACUGAGUGCAUUUUUGCACUGUUAACACAAUGUGAUAUUCCAUAUAGUUCUUGUGAAAAAAGGAAUCAUUUUUUCUAAUAUUUAAACUGUUUUUUGUAGGUUUAAAAAAAACAUUAAAAUGCCAAAAAAAUAAAAAAUGUACCCAAUUUCUGUUUCUACUACUAAAUGGGACUUGGAAAGCUAAGGAUCCCUUGUUUUCCUUAGAAGUUUUUGCUAUUUGCAUCAACUUGGUUAGGGUUUCAGCCUCAAGUCUGAAUAUACAUUAAACUGUGGAUCUUCUCCCUCCCCCCCUUUUUUUCCUUUUGUAUAAUAAAGUGCAAACUAAA